AUGGUCGGCAAAAGUGAUAAAGGUGAGUCCCUCGUCCUUUUUUCAAUGAUUUCAUAGCUAGUAUCCAUUUCCAGAAGACAAAAUCCUUCUGGUUCCGUUCCUCUACAAACUUCUGGCGGAUCGCGCGAACGGCGACAUCAUCCGAUGGACCAACGAGGCGACUUUCGAGUUCCAGCUGAAAGAUCACAAUGCGGUGGCGGCCAAGUGGGGCGAGCACAAGGGAAAUCCGAAAAUGAGCUACGAUACGUUGUCGAGAGCGAUUCGCGAUCAGUACAAUACUAAUUUCGCAAAGGCAUGUCUUAUUUUGAAGAAUUCCACUCAUUACCAAUACUGCAGGUUCACGGAAAAGAUUGUCGCUAUCGAUUUCUAG
Messenger RNA from Caenorhabditis sp. 36 PRJEB53466, 370 nucleotides. The record is from the annotation of a GenBank genome assembly. NCBI's taxonomy places the organism in Eukaryota, Metazoa, Nematoda, Chromadorea, Rhabditida, Rhabditidae.